AUGGUGGCGAUCAUGGCAAGUUAGAAGUUUUCUGACUCCUCUCGGAGGAGACUCCGGGACCCCGGGGAGUAACAGGUGUCUGAAGGGUGGGGGGGCUCCUGGACUUGGGGUUCGCUUGUGAAACUCCCCUCCACCCUCCUCUCUCGCGCCCACCCCCUCACCCCCUUCUUUUUCUGUCCUUGGAAAAUGGUGUCCAAGCUCACGUCGCUCCAGCAAGAACUCCUGAGCGCCCUGCUGAGCUCCGGGGUCACCAAGGAGGUGCUGGUCCAGGCCUUAGAGGAGUUGCUGCCAUCCCCGAGUUUCGGGGUGAAGUUGGAGACGCUGCCCCUGUCCCCCGGGAGUGGGGCCGACCCGGACACCAAGCCUGUGUUCCAUACUCUCACGAACGGCCACGCCAAGGGCCGCCUGUCUGGGGACGAGGGUUCCGAGGACGGGGACGACUAUGACACCCCUCCCAUCCUCAAGGAGCUGCAGGCGCUCAAUACCGAGGAGGCGGCCGAGCAACGGGCGGAGGUGGACCGGAUGCUCAGUGAGGACCCCUGGAGGGCUGCCAAAAUGAUCAAGGGCUACAUGCAGCAACACAACAUCCCCCAGAGGGAAGUGGUCGACGUCACAGGUCUGAACCAGUCACACCUCUCUCAGCAUCUCAACAAGGGCACCCCCAUGAAGACCCAGAAGCGAGCAGCCCUCUACACCUGGUACGUCCGAAAGCAACGGGAGAUCCUCCGACAAUUCAACCAGACAGUCCAGAGUUCUGGAAAUAUGACAGACAAAAGCAGUCAGGAUCAGCUGCUGUUUCUCUUUCCAGAGUUCAGUCAACAGAGCCAGGGGCCUGGGCAGUCCGAUGACGCCUGCUCUGAGCCCCCCAACAAGAAGAUGCGUCGCAACCGGUUCAAAUGGGGGCCCGCAUCCCAGCAAAUCUUGUACCAGGCCUACGACCGGCAAAAGAACCCCAGCAAGGAAGAGAGGGAAGCAUUAGUGGAGGAGUGCAACAGGGCAGAAUGUUUGCAGCGAGGCGUCUCCCCCUCCAAAGCCCACGGCCUGGGCUCCAACCUGGUCACUGAGGUCCGUGUCUACAACUGGUUUGCAAACCGCAGGAAGGAGGAGGCAUUCCGGCAGAAGCUGGCCAUGGAUGCCUACAGCUCCAACCAGACGCACAACCUGAACCCCCUGCUCUCCCACGGCUCUCCCCACCACCAGCCCAGCACCUCUCCUCCAAAUAAGCUGUCAGGAGUCCGCUACAGCCAGCAGGGAAACAAUGAGGUCACUUCCUCCUCAACAAUCAGUCACCAUGGCAACAAUGCCAUGGUGACCAGCCAGUCUGUUUUACAGCAAGUCUCUCCAGCCAGUCUGGACCCUGGCCACAAUCUCCUCUCACCUGAUGGUAAAAUGCAGAUCUCAGUCUCAGGAGGUGGUCUGCCCCCCGUCAGCACCUUGACGAAUAUCCACAGCCUGUCCCACCAUAAUCCCCAGCAAUCUCAAAACCUCAUCAUGACCCCCCUCUCUGGAGUCAUGGCCAUUGCACAAAGCCUCAACACCUCCCAAGCACAGAGCGUCCCCGUCAUCAACAGUGUGGCUGGCAGCCUGGCCGCCCUGCAGCCUGUCCAGUUCUCCCAGCAGCUACACAGCCCUCACCAGCAGCCCCUCAUGCAGCAAAGCCCCGGCAGCCACAUGACUCAGCAGCCCUUCAUGGCGGCCGUGACUCAGCUACAGAACUCCCACAUGUACACACACAAGCAGGAACCCCCCCAGUAUUCGCACACAUCCCGGUUUCCGUCUGCGAUGGUGGUCACGGAUACAAGCAGCAUCAGUACGCUUACCAACAUGUCUUCCAGUAAACAGGCCCUCUGAAUUCAGGAAAUUGUCUCUUAAUCAAAAUACUUGGAGAUGCUCUCUGAGCAUCUGGCCCCCAAAUGGCGUCUCCCCUCCACUGGACAGAGUGGCCAGCCGACCUUGAAGCUGCAUGAACAGCCCUCUAGAACCACCGUGAAGUUGUCCCUAAGUCCCUGGAUAUUCCAGGAGUCUGGUAGUAGACUCAUUUCUGGGAUGAUAAGAAGGAUGAUCACACUGAGAAUAAAACUAUUCACAUAGCAUUUUAUGUUUACACUUCUCAUGAACAGGAUCUCAUCAUUUCUUUUUAUUGAAACUUCCUUAGUACAAAGGAAUGAACUGAGGCUCAGAGGUGGAGAGUGACCUUCCCAAGGUCCAACUUCUAGAGCUGGACCUUUAGACUCUGGGCUUUGGCUCUAAAUCCUAGACUCCUUCCACCUAAACAAUAUUUGUCUUCCAAUAUCCAUCUCUAAAAUACCCAUGGUAUUUGCUGCUGUUGUGGAGUUAACGGUCAGGAACAAGGGUAAAAUCUAGCCCACGUAGGUGUUCCAAUCAGGAAACUUCCUUCCUACAAACUGAAGAAGAGGAAGCGGGGGGAGGGGGAAGGGCAGAACGAAGUCAAGUGAGGAUACAGGUGCUGCCUCCUGACGGCAGAAAGAACCAAGGUGAAGAAAAUUUGCACUAACUCUGUUCCCAAGGCAAAGGGUCAGAAAUGAGUUCCGGUGGCAAUUCUGCUUUCUCUUUGUUUUAAAGUAUUAUUUUCCAAAAGGAGUUUUAAGACCAUUGCUGGGAGUUGGGGGCACAUGGUGUGAGGAGGGGAAGAUCCCUUGAUUAUAAGUAUUGGGUGAACAGCUGGGUUAAAGUUAGACACCACAAGGCGGGGCUUCUCCGAAUCUUUCACAUGCUGCUGUGUGCCUCGAAUGGGGCCAUUAGUGUGCACAGAAGCUCCGGGCAGAGGGACACCUCCUGGGCAGUGCUACUGUAGAAGCACCCCAGAGUUCUAGGAAAACCCAGCAGCCUUGCAUUAAUCCUGGUUCCUUCCCCACUCGCCAUGUGACCUUGGGCAGUUGAUUCACCCUGCGAGACCACUUCUGUGUCUCUAGUGGAGAAAAUCCUACCCACCCCCCACCACAGGAUCUUCAAAGUGUAGGAGACAGUGUCUGGUACAUGGUCAAGUACUCAGAGUGCUAACCCCCUGUUUCUCCUUGCCACCUGUGAUCCUUUAGGAGAUACUUUCUAUCGACUUCUUCAAAAUGUAACUCACUGAACUACAUGGGGUCAAAGGAGGUUCACUCCCAGGAUAAAAGCAAAUAGAGCAGGGAAUGCCUUUGUGCUUAGCCAAAUGCCUGGGCUAUAGUAGACAUUCAGUAAAUAUGAGUGAGUGAGUGAGUGAGUGAGUGAAUGAAUUCAGAACUAACAUUUUUUGAGUGCCUCCCAUUUCCAUAGCAGCACUCCGGGUGCUUUUCCAUUCUUACCUUUUGUGGCCAACCUUCCCCCCCCACCCAUUCUGCGAGGCCGACUUACAGCGCAAAACACUGAGCUUCGGAGGUGGGAUGGGAUCUGGCCAAAUUCACACAGAUGAUGAACCUGGAACUCGACUUCCAGACUACUGGUCUUCUCACUCCAAAUCCAUUAGGCAAUGCUCUCCUUCUAAUAUCCAUUUUUAAGCACUCAUAAAAAUGACCCGAGGUUAUGUAGGUAGAAGGCUAAAACCAGGAUUUGAACUUGUAUCUGAUCCCAGUGUUUUCCAUUGUCAGGACAGACGUGCCCCAGGGCCUUGUGGAUCACAUUUCAGGAAUCUCAGGGUGGGACUGUCUCACCUGCAGCUCCUGCCCUCCAUCCUUUCCAGAGCUUAUGCCUCCCCCUCCUCCUCAACCUUGGGUGCUGGCGAGUUACCAUGCAAGUGGGUCUGUGCCUGAGCUCCUGCAAAACAAUGCCCCGCCAGUCUGGAAACCAGACCGCAGCAAGCAUCGACCUUGGUUAGAACAAGUGUGGGCAGGCUGAGAGCCAAAUCCUGUUUCCACAACCUCUGUGCCUACAGCUCCACUUCCUAGUUUAUAGAGAGGUCAGGAGAGGGUCCCCAGAGCAGCCACCAGUCAGGGGUGCUGACAGGGAGGUGGACAGCCUUGCCAUAAAUCCCUGGCAACUAUUCCACAGCUUCCAACCGUCUCUGCUGGUGGUCAGCCAGUAUGGUGUGAUGAUUAAGAGCACCGACUUGGGAGUUAGGCAGACCCAGGCCCAAGAUUCUAUCACCUUCUACCUGGGUGACCUCAGGCAAAAGUCCUAGCCUCUCUGAGCUCCGGUUUCCUCAUUUGUAACAUGAAAAUAAUGAUUCCUCUUCUGGACGGUCAUUAAAAAGACUGAAUGCUAUAAAUCUUGUAAAAUACCUAGCUUGGUGCUUGGCCCAGAACACCCAGCCCAUGGCGGCUGGGGUGAACUUGGCCUCCCCUGCUGGCAACCCUGAGGAAGGAAGACUGUAAGUAGCAUUUAUUUCUCCGUGGCCUCCCUGUGACCACACUCAGAAGGUAGAAGGAAAUAACCUUCCUCGUGUUUAAGAGCAUAGACUUUUCUGUUGUGAGACCCUGGGCAAGUUAUUUAUAAUCUUUCUAGGCCUCAAUUUCCUUGAAGUAUAAUCAUUACUUCUAAUUAAUGGAGCCAUAAUUAAUCUAACUUAAUAACAGCAAGAAGUUAUCUGUACUCACGGUCCCUACUUCCUCACCCCCAGUUCUGUCUUACGGCUAUUCCUGAUGGGCAUUUGUCCUGACACCACAUUAGAACCUCUCCGGUCCAGCUCACAAGUACCGCCAUAUUGUCAAACCCAAUGGGGACUUUCCGACCUCUGCCUCUGACACAGCUGAUCCUCCCUCCUUUUUUCACUUGGUUUCUGGAAUGAUACCCAUUCCUGGUUCUCCCCCACUGUGGCACUCCUCAUUUCCAUAGCUGGCAGCUUGUUUUCCCAACAUUUUGUUGUUGGAGGGCCCUAUCACUCAUUCUCUUCUGUGUUCACUCCUGGGUGAUCCCCAAUCCCAUGGCUUUGGAUCAAGCAUACACACUGAUGGAUCGUGUACUUCUGUCUCCAGUACAGACCUCUCCCUUGAGUGGCCCAUUCACAAAGCCGGUGCAGCUCGGGCAUGUACAUGCAAAUGCCCGGUGUAUCUGACAAGCCUCACCAAAAUAGGAACUCUUCAUUUUGCCCGUUUCUCCCUACUCGCACUGCUUCGUCCUGGGGCUCCUCCGUUUCCAGAAAUAGUAACCAGUUAUUCAGGUGAGGUACCUGGGAGUCUCCUUGAUUCUUCUCUGCGUGCCCUACAACCAGUCCAUGGAUAAGCUCUGCAUCCCACAUCUGAGCACUUCUCACUCCCCACCAGUCCAGCCCCUGCUCUCACUGAUGCCCUGCACUGGCCCCAGCUUCCCACUCCUACGUCCACUCCUGCCCCACGAUGGUGGUUACUGUCUGUUCACUACACAGCAGCCAGAAUGAUCUCUUAAGAGGGGAAACCAAUCAUGUCACCCCCACCCGCGUCAAAACUCUCCAAUAGUGUCCCAUUGCAACCAAGCUGAAAUGGAGGCUUCCAAGGCCUCCUGCCGUGUAAUCAGCCCCCUGCCGGCCCUGCCCUUCUCACUUCCUUCCUCUCCUCCCUCUUUCACCCGGCUUCAGCUGAACCAGAAUUGAAGUGAUCUCGCUUCAGGACUUCUGCAUUUGUGGUCUCUUCUGCCCCCCAAAUUCCAUAAUGCACAUCUUUUCAUGCUUGCUCCCUCAUUUCAUUCAGCUCAAAUGUCACCACCUCCAGGAGGCCCCUCCUGAUUCCCCUCUAUAAAUUAUUCCCUUUGCCUUCAAAUCACCCUAACCUGUCAUCAUGCUUAUAUGUCUACAGAGUGUUCAUCUCCAUCUGAAAUUUCAUUUUGUGCACAUAUGUACAAUAUGUAUACACAUGUGUGUACACAUACAUAUAUACUCAUUCACUUUAUUGUUCAGAUCUCUCUCUAGAAUAUAAACUCUGUGAGGGUGUGGACAGGGUCUUAUUUGUGGCUGCAUCCCCUGUGCCUAAAAAAGUGCUAAGUAUGUAGAAGACAUUCAAAAAUGUAUUAAAUGAAUGAAUAUAAUUACCUGCUUCAAAGGGUUGAUGUGUGAAUCCAAUACAAUGAUGUGAGUAAAGUCCUUCCUUAGCACAGUGCCUGGUACACAGUGGGACCUCGAUAAACGUUAGCUCUUACCAUACAUAAUCACCACAGCUACCACCCCUUUCAGAGGGAGGUUCCCUCAGAUCCUCUGGGCAAGGCCCCCGAGGGGCUGGGUGUGCCAGGCCUUGGUUCUGAGGGACCACAGCACACCCCUUAUCAGCUGUUUGUGUUUAGACUCUGAAGGGGACAAAUAACUCUAGUUCCUUUGACAACAUUUAGGGCUCUGCCACCAUUUUAUUAUGUGAGCAAACAUUUGAUAGCUGGGAAGCCCAUCCCUAAUGACAGGUCAUAGAAUCUCGCUGGCGUCUCCUUAUCUGCCCUUCUUGUUUGCUCUUCUAUUGAAACCUGCAAGGUCACAAGCCAUUUUCUCUCUCCUUCCCUGAAAUCUGAAAAUUGGAAAAGGGCUGAUAGUGGGAAGUAAAGAGACUCAAAAGUGGGGGCGGGCGACGGGAGGAAGAGGAGGCAAAGGGUAUCAGAGGACCCUGACAAGGGCCUCAAGAAUUUAAAAGGGUCAGAACCGGUCCCUUCAAAUGAAUGCACAGCUCAGUCGCAUUCUGAAGAGGGCUCGAGGGCCGCACGGACUAGGGCACCACCACCCUGUGUAGCCCAGUGUUAAUUCUGAACACUUCCCAUGUAUCGGCUCACCCGAUCCCUCUACAACUUCCAUUUUACAGAUGAAAAAACUGAGGCACAAAGAGAAUACCUUGACCAAGAGCACAAAGCCAGUAGAAGACUCUUAACCUCAGAGCAUAAUAGAAAGAACAUGUGCCAGGAGGGUACCCGGAACCAGUUUGAAUUUCUGUCUCUAUGCUGUCCUAGUUCUAAAACCCUGGACAAUUCAUUUUCUUUGAACUCGUCUUCCUAAUCUGUAAAAUGGGCAUAAUGGCAACCUCAUACAGGAUUAUGGCUGGGAGCACUGAUUUAUGAGAUAAUAAUGGGAUAAUAGGCCUUUCGUAGUAACGGUAGGGGGGGCUGUGCGUGUGUGUGUGUGUGUGUGUGUGUGUGCGCGCGCGCGCACGCACACUUAUGUGUGCUCCUGAGUGUUUAGGGAAGAGUCUUUAGAGAAAGAGCCAUUAAGUCAAAAGGCAGAACUUUCCCUUAGAUGCCCAAACAAGUGAAAGGGAAAGAAGAGACAGAGGGAAGCAAAAAGGGCCUCCCUGGAGGGAAAAGGACAGGAAUGGUGUGCCAUGACGGUUGAAAUGAAUGAGGCCGAGGGCUCUGGAAGGGGUGACUCCUCUCAGGGGGUUUCUCCAUCUGUUCUGGGGUCUCCUGCCCUCGUCUGGGCAUCAGAGGCCUUCAGCCCAGGUCUCUUGUCCUAUUAGGAGCAAGCCUACAGAGAGCACUUUCCCACACUCCUUCCCUGAUGGGUCGUUUGAGCAAGUGGCCAUUUUCUCAUGUGCUCAAGUAGAUCGGCAGCAUUGGCACAAUCUGGGAACUGAUUAGAAAUGCAGGUUCUUAGGUCCACCACAGGCCCACUCCAUCAGAAUACGCAUUUUCACGGGAUGUCUGGUAUUCUUAGGUCCAUUGAAGUUUGGGGAUCAAUGGUCUAGGGGACCCCAGCCCUUAGAGGUCUUAGGAACAGGACCCUGACUUCCACGAGAGGCAAAAAGCUCCUGUCCAGCUGCCAUUGCACCCACACUGAGCACAUCGUAAAACCCACUCUCAGGGCACCUGGGUAGAAGCUUCCAACUUCGGCUCAGGUCAUGAUCUUGCGGUUUGUGACUUCGAGCCCCACGUCGGGCUUUGUACUGACAGCUCACAGCCUGGAGCCUGUUCAGAUUCUGUGUCUCCCUCUCUCUCUGCCCCUCCCCCCUCUCAAAAAUAAACAAACAUUAAAAUAAAAACCCACUCUCAAAGAAAGAGGAGCUUGACUCCAGAAUAAAGGUCAGUGAGUUAUGAUUAAUUCAAGGUCCCCAGCAAUUCACUUCUCUCUUCUGAAGUGGCCAGAAGAUCUGGCUCCCGAGUGUUCCUAAAGGGAGUGUGCUUCAGGACCAACACUGUGGCAUCGAGCAGGCACUAGGUCCUUGGCCCUUUGCUGGCUGACUUGGGUCUCAGCUCCCCUGGAGAAGACAAACCAAGGGCCAUUGUCCCCGCUAACUGCACACGGCUGAGCUCUCUCUGCUCUCU
This is a messenger RNA of Felis catus (domestic cat), 8139 nucleotides long. RefSeq names its product HNF1 homeobox B (gene HNF1B). Gene Ontology annotation, molecular function: RNA polymerase II cis-regulatory region sequence-specific DNA binding; DNA-binding transcription factor activity, RNA polymerase II-specific. NCBI's taxonomy places the organism in Eukaryota, Metazoa, Chordata, Mammalia, Carnivora, Felidae. Gene Ontology annotation, biological process: liver development; insulin secretion; pancreas development. The record is from RefSeq and is a predicted model, not a curated record. Bases 187 to 1851 code for a protein of 554 amino acids. The transcript has 9 exons. Gene Ontology annotation, cellular component: nucleus.